AUGGUGUCCAGACCAGCCAGUUUUCUCACCCUCACGCUACUGUACUGGGCUGCCGUGACGGUGGAGGGCGAGUGCCCACAGAAAUGCUCCUGCCCAGCCAUGCCACACGCAUGCCCGCCGGGCAUCAGCACAGUGCUGGACUCCUGCGGCUGCUGCAGGGUUUGUGCUCGCCAGUUCAACCAGGACUGCAGCCUGACGGAGCCCUGCGACCACAUCAAGGGCCUGCACUGCCACCUAGGGGCCGAAGGAAACGUAGAACGAGGCAUCUGUCGAGCGGAGGCACAAGGUCGGCCAUGCGAGCUGAAUGGACGCGUCUACCAGCACGGCGAGAACUUUCAGCUCAGCUGUCAACACCAAUGUAGCUGCAUAGACGGCGUGGUGGGCUGCAUGCCGCUCUGCCCGUACGAGGUGCCGCUGCCGGACUGGCGCUGCUCCCGGCCGCGCCUCGCUAGGUUGCCGGGACGCUGCUGUGAGGAGUGGGUUUGUGACGACGAUAACAGCAUAGGCGACGAUACUGUGCUGACCGGACCAGCGCCAGAAACUCCAAAGCACCCGGAUCUGUUCAGCAACGACCUGGUGGCCACUCCACCGUUGGAUCUGGGUGCUGGAGCACCGAACCAAGAAUGGACAUCCUCUGUGCAGUCUCCUGCUUUGGUCGCACCAAAGUGCCUCCAUCAGACCACUGAUUGGUCACCGUGUUCAGCCACCUGUGGAAUGGGCGUCUCCAGCCGUGUAACUAACGGCAACGCUGAGUGCCGACUGGUUAGAGAGACACGUCUGUGUGAAAUACGACAGUGUGGCUUCAGCCUUCCGCCCCUUCUCAAGAAAGGAAAGAAAUGCCAGCGCACAGUGCGACUACAGAAACCCGUGCGGAUCACGUUUGCAGGCUGCUCUACAACCCGACGGUACCGGCCCCGUUUGUGUGGCUCCUGUACAGACGGCCGGUGCUGUAAACCGGCGCUGACGCGGACAGUACGGCUGCGUUUCCGCUGUCCUGGGUCACAGAGACACUUUACACGCAGUGUAAUGUGGAUCCAGCGAUGCACCUGCAACCAGAACUGUGAGAACCAGGGCCUUGGAUCAAUUCCAGAAUCCCUCAGCCUCCCAAAUGAUAUACACACAUACACACACUGA
Molecule: messenger RNA, 1134 nt
Organism: Chanos chanos (milkfish)
Lineage: Eukaryota; Metazoa; Chordata; Actinopteri; Gonorynchiformes; Chanidae
Gene: ccn1l1
Product: cellular communication network factor 1, like 1
Exons: 5
Coding region: 1-1134 (377 amino acids)
Biological process (GO): cell adhesion; positive regulation of cell migration; signal transduction
Cellular component (GO): extracellular region
Molecular function (GO): heparin binding; integrin binding
Source: RefSeq, a predicted model, not a curated record